Raphanus sativus (radish) is the source of this 949-nucleotide messenger RNA. Its product is annotated as protein LURP-one-related 14-like. NCBI's taxonomy places the organism in Eukaryota, Viridiplantae, Streptophyta, Magnoliopsida, Brassicales, Brassicaceae. The transcript is spliced from 3 exons. Bases 174 to 815 code for a protein of 213 amino acids. The record is from RefSeq and is a predicted model, not a curated record.
AGAAUCUGGCCAACAACGCACGUAGCAUCGUCUCUUCUUGUCUAUAUAUGUACGCAAUGAAAGAGUUCUAAAACUAUAACUAAUCAAACUCAUCAUCAGGGCUGCUCAUCAUAUAUAAUAUCAUAUCAUAAAUAAAUAGUGAAACAAAGACCAGAAAUUCAGAAGGGGAAGCAAUGGCGGCAGGGACCGAUCCGUAUCAGCAGACGGGCUAUGGGUUUGCGAUCGGAACACCCGUGGCUACACAAAACACGAACGUUGCGGUGGUAAGUGACGUAUUCUGCUGUCCUUACCCACUCCAGCUAACAGUCAAGAAGAAAUGUAAAGGACUUAGCGGUGCCAAGCUAGAGGUGGUGGACCUCAACUCCAACGUCGUUCUCUGCGUAGACGGUCCUCACGACAGCUUCAGCAGGAAACGUGUCCUUCGUGACCCCGCGGGUUACCCUCUUCUCACCAUGCGCGAGAAGUUGACGUGGUUACAUGACGGAUGGACUGUUCAUCGAGGAGAAGGCUCAGAUCCAAGGGAGCUAAUGUUCACAGUGAAACGUUCUCAUGCUCUUCAAUGGAGGGCCCGCCUCGAUGUCUUCUUUCAAUCUCAUCAUCUCCCUGGUAACUUCAGCGUCGUAGGCACUUACUUCGACGACUCCGCCAAGGUUUACCAUUCCAACGCUGUCAUCGCCGAGGUGAAGGAGAAGACGACAUUUGGAGGAUUUUUCAAAGGGAAACAAGACUUUGUGGUUAAAAUAAAUGCAGGCGUUGACUAUGCUUUUAUUGUCUCUCUCCUCGUCAUCUUGAAUGAGACCAACACAAUCUUUUAGCUCAUACAUGUCAUUUUUGUCUUGUUUGGUUUGUGUUAUAUUUUGGUACUUGCAUCUUUUACAUUGUUUACAAUGCCUUCAAAAAUGAUUGCGUGUUUAACAUGUUUGUGAUUUGCAUAUUGCAUAAUCUUGAU